AAUUGAAGUGAAGUCUUUUACAUUCAUUUCUGCCUAUUCCUUAGCGUUGUUUCUCUCGAGCUUCGUCCAGGCGUUAUUUACAAUCACUAGAUCAUCCACCUUCACUACAUAUGGGCACCGUUACCACUUGAUUUAUGAAGACCUUGAUAUCUUCUUGAUCGAAAUUUCCGUUGCCAACUCUGCGAUUGAUACACAACAAAGAACAAUUACAACAUCACCGGCAGUCUGAACCAUGAUCUUCCAAGUCCUCGCGGUGGCCUUCGCUGGCAUCUCAGCUGUUCUCGCAGCACCUACACCACCACCACCACAUGGAGGCAUUCCACCACCAGACCUUGGUCCUCAAUACUUCUUCCGAUGCCAUGCUCCCGAGCAACCCUGGCACCAACGCCACCUGGUCCUCCUCCCAUCCUCGCAGCUCCUCGGCCUGGAGAACUUCACCGUGCACCCAACAACUCCCCCCUUCACCUUCACGCCCAUCCCCAUCCCCUCAACCCCCAACUACGCCUUCCGAGCCCCCUUCGCCGGCGACGACCGCACCGCAACACCCUACCUCUCCGCCAUCUCCACCACCGCCUCCCGCUCCUCCAAUCUCGGCGUCCUCCCCGGCCCAGACCCAAACCACAUCGCUCGGUGCCCCGAGCAGAAGAACUGCUCCGCCAACGCAUUCAGCGUCUACGACGGCGACACGGGGUUCAAGCGUCUGAGCCUCGAGGUCUUCCCGGGAGCCUUCGAAGCAGUCAAGGACGCGCCGAACGGCGAGGGCUGGCACGUGUAUUGGCGUGGUAGUGGGGGACCUACGGCAUGGGACCGCGCAAUCGAGUUCGACAUCGUGCCGAUUGAGCUGCUGGAGGAGAAGUAGCCACCUUUUCCUUUCUUUCCUCGAUGUUUCCAUGGGAGGUCUACACUUGUAGUCU
Aaosphaeria arxii CBS 175.79 is the source of this 914-nucleotide messenger RNA. RefSeq lists its product as uncharacterized. The record is from RefSeq and is a predicted model, not a curated record. Bases 233 to 859 code for a protein of 208 amino acids. NCBI's taxonomy places the organism in Eukaryota, Fungi, Ascomycota, Dothideomycetes, Pleosporales. The transcript has 2 exons.